UUGACUGUUGGUUAAAGAGAAGAAGAGAGAGAGUGUGUGUAUUGAAUGCAGACAUGUUUGGAUUGAGACCACUGAAGUAAAUGAGGAAGAUGGUAAAGAGGGUUUGCUUUUAAUUCUGUUGCAGAGAGAGAGAGAGAGAGGGGUUGGGUGGUGUGGAAAAAAAUAAGAAAGUUGUUGUUGGAGGUUUUUUGUUUCAAUUUUUUCUUUUAUUUUCUUUGUUUUUUGAUCAGGGUUCUUUUGUGGGGUUUUAGAUUUGAUUCUUGGAAUCCCUUUUUUGUAUAGAUUUUUCUUUCUAUAUGGGAGGGAGAAGGAGAAGAAGAGGUUAGGAAUUUGUGUGUUUUUGUUGAUUUUCCAAGCCUCUGUAUUUUUCUUCUUUAAAAAAUAAAAUAAAAUUGGGUUGGGGUCUUGUGUGAGAAUUUUAUGGGGAUUUUGGGAUUUGGGUUUUUUUGGGGUUUUUGAUGGAGUGCUGGGUUUGUGUUAAAUCUUUGGUUUUUUUGGUGGGUUUUUCCUUAGAUGGUUAUCUGAAUUUUUUGGAGUUUUGGAGGGGUCAUUUUGUAAAAUUUUAGGGUUGUUUUUAUUUAUUUUUUAUUGUUUUUUAUGGGGUGGUUGAGUUUGAAUUGAAUCUGCUGUUUUUGGCUUUUGGAUCUUGAAAAAAGAAGAAAGACGAAAGAAAGAAGGAAAAGGGUUGAAUUGGAAUCGGUCCUUUGUUUUUUUUUUCUUUCACUUUUUCUUUGUUUUGAUCUUGCAAAAGUUAUGGUGGUUUGAAUGGAAUCUCUGGUUUUGAGGGGUUUGAAUGUUUCUGCAUAAAGUUGAAGAAUGGAAUGUUUGGAUUUGAUAGAAGAGUUCUUUUGAUUUUGUGGAAAUUUCAGAUUCCUCGCUAGGCUUUUUAAGGCUUUCUGAAACUACAUCUUCGGUUUUUCAUCCAGAUUAGGAUUGGGUUGGAUUCCAUUUCUGGGUUUUGUGUCAGACUAAUCAGCAUUCAUGCAUCUUUCACUAUGGAAGCCUAUUUCUCAUUGUGCUGCUUUGAUUUUGGAGAAAAAGAACAGAAGGAAAGAUGGGUCUGGUUUGAAAGAAGACGGCAAGAAAAAGUCUUCAAUCCUCAGACAGUUGCAAGAAAACAAGCUGAGAGAGGCUCUUGAUGAGGCAUCUGAAGAUGGGUCUCUUGUUAAAUCCCAGGAGAUGGAUCCCGAGGGAUUCUCCAACCAGGAUGUUGGCCUUGGGCGGUCCAGAUCGCUCGCUCGGCUGCAUGCCCAGCGCGAAUUCCUCCGGGCCACAGCGCUUGCUGCAGACCGCACAUUCGACGAUGAGGACUCCAUCCCUGAACUCCGGGAAUCAUUCGCCAAGUUCAUCACAAUGUACCCCAAGUUCCAGACUUCGGAGAAGAUCGACCAGCUGCGAUCAGACGAGUAUGAGCACCUCUCGGAUGCGGCUGCCAAGGUAUGUCUCGACUACUGCGGUUUUGGGCUUUUCUCUUACCUUCAGAACAUUGUAUCCUGGGAGUCGUCGGCCUUUAGCUUGUCUGAAAUAACUGCGAAUUUGAGCAACCAUGCGCUCUAUGGUGGCGCUGAGAAAGGCACUGCCGAACACGAUAUUAAAACUAGGAUAAUGGACUACCUGAACAUCCCUGAGAGUGAAUACGGCCUUGUUUUUACCGUGAGCAGAGGGUCCGCUUUCCGAUUGCUUGCAGAAUCCUACCCAUUCGAAACAAACAAGAAAUUGCUGACCAUGUUCGAUUAUGAGAGCCAGUCAGUGAAUUGGAUGGCCCAGAGAGCGAAGGAGAAGGGUGCGAAGAUUUACAGUGCGUGGUUCAAAUGGCCGACAUUGAAACUCUGCUCCACAGAGCUGAGGAAGCAAAUCUCAAAUAAGAAGAGGAGAAAGAAGGAUUCAGCUGUUGGGCUUUUUGUUUUUCCUGUUCAAUCUAGAGUUUCUGGUGCUAAGUAUUCUUAUCAGUGGAUGGCGUUGGCUCAGCAGAACAAUUGGCAUGUCCUGCUCGAUGCAGGAUCUUUGGGUCCCAAGGACAUGGACUCGCUCGGGCUGUCGCUUUUCAGGCCAGAUUUUAUCAUCACAUCAUUUUACCGAGUGUUUGGGUCUGACCCAACUGGAUUCGGUUGCCUCCUUAUCAAGAAAUCUGUGAUGGGGAGCUUGCAAAACCAGUGUGGCAGCGCCGGGAGUGGCAUGGUGAGGAUUGUCCCAGUUUUCCCACAGUACCUAAGUGACUCUGUGGAUGGUCUGGAUGGCUUGGUUGGAACUGAAGAUGAGGGGAUCGAUGAGAAUGAAGAAUUGACACCCGAGACUCGGCGUGGAACACAAUUGCCUGCUUUCUCAGGCGCAUACACGUCAGCUCAGGUGCGGGAUGUGUUUGAGACUGAGAUGGAUCAUGACAACAGCUCUGAUCGCGAUGGGGCAAGCACCAUCUUCGAAGAAGCAGAAAGCAUUUCGGUUGGAGAGGUCAUGAAGAGCCCGGUCUUCAGUGAAGACGAAUCAUCGGACAACUCGUUCUGGAUCGAUUUGGGUCAGAGCCCAUAUGGAUCUGAUCACUCUGGCCAAUUGAACAGACCCAAAUUAGGCUCGCCACUCCCACCAUCAUGGUUUACCAGCAGGAAAAACCAUGUAGGGCUCUCUCCGAAACUGUCAUCAAAGGUUUCUAAGAGCCCAACCUAUGACGAUAGGCGAGUGAAUCUUAGAUCGAGUGAAGACCAUGUGCUGUCAUUCGAUGCAGCUGUCUUAUCGGUCUCACAGGAAUUGGACCGUGUUAAGGAAUCUCCAGAAGAAGAAGAGUACACGGAAAGGGAUGCAGCUCCUGGAAACACUGGAAAGGAUCCAGAUUUCCAGUAUGUUAGAGAGAUCCAGGAAGAAUCUGAAAUCAGAGAAGAAGCAAAUCUGAAUGGGGCUAAGUUGAGUUCAACAGGGAAGCAUGGCUGUCUGGAGAAUGGCUCGUCCUCUGAAAUAUGCCGAGAAAGGCUUGCAGAGACAAAAGAAAGUGCUAUAAGGAGGGAAACGGAAGGCGAGUUUAGACUAUUGGGACGUCGAGAAGGAAACAGAUUUGGCGGGGGUAGAUUCUUUGGUGUGGAGGAGAAUGAGCGGGCCACGAGCAUGGGCCGACGAGUUUCCUUUAGCACCGAGGACAACCGUAGAGAACACCUUGGCCGUAAUUUGGAGGCUGCAGAAGUGUCUGGGACUACAUUAGGGGAUGAUGAUGGCAUCAGUGAUGGAGAAGAUGGAGAUGAAGAUGAGUGGAACAGAAGAGAACCCGAAAUAUUCUGCAGGCAUCUCGACCAUGUGAACGUGAUGGGCUUAAACAAAACCACCCUCAGACUGCGGUAUCUGAUCAAUUGGCUAGUGACGUCUUUGCUACAAUUGCGGUUACCAAGUUCAGAUGGUGGGACCGGAAUGCCCCUUGUUCACAUCUAUGGCCCGAAGAUCAAAUAUGAAAGAGGUGCUGCUGUGGCAUUCAGUGUUAGGAAUGCCAGUGGAGGGCUAAUCAAUCCUGAUAUUGUUCAGAAGCUCGCUGAGAAGAAUGGCAUCUCUCUUGGCAUUGGUUUCCUUAGUCAUAUACGGAUCGUGGAUAACCAGAAACAGCAUCAUGGAGCAUUGGAUUUGGACGGCGCGGCCUUGAUAUGUAAGCCGAUGGCUAAUGGGCGGCAAGACAGUAAAAAUGCAACAUUCCGAGUCGAGGUCGUUACAGCUUCUCUUGGGUUCCUCACUAACUUUGAAGAUGUUUAUAAGAUGUGGGCAUUCAUAGCAAAGUUUCUUAAUCCUGCCUUUAUUGAAGAAGAUGGAUUAUUCACUGUCCCAGAGGCUUCGGAAACGUAAGAUCAGGAGUCAGCUGUGUAUGUUUCGCAUCUAGCUUGAAAGAAAAACCCCGCUGUUUUACUCCUGCCAGCACCAAUGGUAAUAACGACCAGUUUGAAAUAUUUGAUGUGCACUUCUGGUUUGAUGGUUGGGAGACGCAGAGGCAACAGAAAACAUGCGAGGUAUGAUUUUCCAGCUUUCUGUUUCAUUUGCUUCUUCCACGAGAGAUUUUCUAUACAAGCGGGGGCGAUGGCUGUUGAUUAUGGAGUUGAAUUUAUUUAUUCUUGUUUCUAUUUACUUGUUAUGUAUUUUUGGGUUCAUGUAGAGUUUGGUUUUAGGAACGUGUAUCACUUGGGUCACCAUUUUAGACUCUUCAGUCGGGUCCUCUGUAUGUUCAAGAAGAAUUCAAACGGGCGGGAAAUCAGUUCCCCUAUUUCGCAGUGUUCUUGUUUGGUAAUUACCACUAAGCAAUUGCACGCCACUUAUUUCAAUUGGGUACGUUCUUUUUUACAUUUCCAUAUACGGUCUUUAUUGGGCUAUUAGAAAUUUCAUUUAGAGUAAACAAUGAAAUCUUUAUUUGAGACA
Molecule: messenger RNA, 4377 nt
Organism: Magnolia sinica
Lineage: Eukaryota; Viridiplantae; Streptophyta; Magnoliopsida; Magnoliales; Magnoliaceae
Exons: 1
Coding region: 982-3813 (943 amino acids)
Source: RefSeq, a predicted model, not a curated record